This is a messenger RNA of Echinostoma caproni, 519 nucleotides long. The record is from the annotation of a GenBank genome assembly. NCBI's taxonomy places the organism in Eukaryota, Metazoa, Platyhelminthes, Trematoda, Plagiorchiida, Echinostomatidae.
AUGGAUUUCCUAGCACAUCACGGCCUCACUGUCGACACAAGCGAACGCCUUCUUCUCGACAGCAUCAACUCUGCCAAUGGAUUAGCCACUGUCGCUGUGUCAAUAAUCCCCGUCUUAAACAACGGUGUACACUUUGGGUUACAACGCUUGUUAGAUGUUUCUGCAAUUUUGCCACCGGUCACCGCACCGGUGACCCAUACCAUCGUCACACGCGGUCCACCCGUACAUUGCCGCGCACGUCGUUUAGUUCCGGAUAAGUUGCCUUUGACCAAACGAGAGUUCGACGUUAUGCUCAGGGCGGGUAUAAUACACCCUUCAUUGCAGAUGGGUCCAGCAAUAACCGAAUUUUACCGGACAGACCUUGAACUGAGCGUGUACAUCGACGGAACGAUCCUAACAAUGCACGCGGUGCAGAAAACUCGUGUGCGAUUCUCAUACACGAAGUGCCACAGCUCCUCGAAGCCGACAAAUCCAAUUGUCGAAAAAAAUGAUUUUUGCGAAGGGCGCUUCAUUCAAUAA